AAAGGGGGGGGGGGAUCAGAGAAAAGCAUCCAUAAAAAUACAUUUCAUCCUUUCUCGCUCAGCUUGUCUAGACCUAAAACACUACACAUUGCAGCUGAAGUCGGCUCAACAUGAUAAGAAAUUCUAGCGGUUUAAUGAAGAAACACGUAUUGCUCUCCCCCUAAAAUAAUGCAAUUGAACGGCAAAGACCAACAUGCAUACCCUGUGAUGAAACAAACUAGGUUCUUUUCUGGUAACAAUAGUCUUGGCCAUUUUCCACUUGUUAACUUUGUAUGACAAGAACCCUCUCCAUUAGCUUGGAGAAAAUGGAAUUGUUCCUUUUCAUUUACGAGUCCCUCUCCAGUUCUGCUCACUAUCUGGCAACAUCGGUCUCCAUCGUCAUCAUCAUCGUCAUACUUGUCUACUACUUUUCCAGGCCAAGAUGCACAUACCUUAUUGAUUUCUCAUGUUACCAGCCACCAGACUACUUGCGGGUUCCAAUCCCUAAUUUCAUCGAGCAUCUCGAGAUAAGUGGCGUAUUUGGUAGAGAAAGCCUUGAUCUCCAACGAAAAGUUUUAGAACGGUCAGGGAUUGGGGACGAGGCAUGCGUGCCUGUGUCAGUGCAUGAGAUUCCACCAGACUCUUCUUUCUCUGCAGCCACAGCAGAGACUCAAGAAAUCCUCUUCACAGUAGUCAAAGACCUCCUCUCAAAACACAGGAUAGAUCCAGCGAGCAUUGACAUCAUUGUGUCAAAUUGUAGCCUAUUUUGUCCCACGCCAUCCAUAACGUCCAUGAUCAUAAACAGGUUUGGUCUCAGGAGGGAUAUAAAAAGUUUCAGUCUGAGCGGGAUGGGCUGCAGUGCGGGGCUUCUGUCAAUAAAUCUAGUGAGAGAUCUUCUCAAGGUACACUGUAACUCGUUGGCUCUAGUGCUGAGCAUGGAAGCCGUGAGUCCAAACGGUUACAAAGGUAAAUCUAAGCCAAUGCUCAUUGCUAACACCAUCUUCAGAAUGGGAGGAGCAGCCAUUCUUCUCUCAAACAGGAAGCAGGAUAAGCAUAGCGCAAAAUACAAGCUCAAACACCUUGUUAGGACUCACUUGGGAUCUGACAAUGAGUCAUAUGAGAGUGUAAUGCAACAAAACGAUGAAGAAGGGCGAGUUGGGGUGUCAUUGUCCAAGCAACUUGUGAUGGUAGCAUCAAGGGCAUUGAAGAUCAAUGUAAUGGAGUUAGGCCCUCGUGUGCUACCCUACCCAGAACAGCUCAAAUACAUGGGUUCAUUGAUCCCUAGAAGAUGGGGACGGGCAAGGACAUACAUGCCCAACUUCAAGAAAGCUUUUCAACAUUUCUGUAUACACGCAGGGGGGAGGGCAAUAAUUGAGGGCGUGGAAAAGCAUCUCAAGCUGGGCAAGGAAGAUGGAGAAGCGUCAAGGAUGACAUUAUAUAGGUACGGGAACACAUCAUCAUCUUCACUCUGGUAUGAGCUCCAAUAUCUGGAGGCUAAAGCCAGAGUGAAAAGGGGAGAUACAAUAUGGCAGAUAGGGUUUGGAAGUGGCUUCAAGGCUAACAGUGCUGUCUGGCAGUGCAUUUCGGAGCUCAAUCCAAAAGACAGGAAUGCAUGGUCUGACCGAAUCCAUCUGUAUCCGGUUCGUGGAGAUGCUCAAGUGCCUUAAAAAGACAAGCUGCUUUUCCAACAUC
Molecule: messenger RNA, 1671 nt
Organism: Tarenaya hassleriana
Lineage: Eukaryota; Viridiplantae; Streptophyta; Magnoliopsida; Brassicales; Cleomaceae
Product: 3-ketoacyl-CoA synthase 7
Exons: 1
Coding region: 273-1646 (457 amino acids)
Biological process (GO): fatty acid biosynthetic process
Cellular component (GO): membrane
Molecular function (GO): acyltransferase activity, transferring groups other than amino-acyl groups
Source: RefSeq, a predicted model, not a curated record